GAAGAAGAAGAAGAAGAACCCUAUAAUGCAAGAAUAAAAAAAACUGGUUGCUUUGAAGAGAAUGAAGCACUUCAAUUAUGCUUUUAUGAUACAAAAGAUUGGCGUCAAUGCCAAGAAGAAAUGAAGGCUUUUCGAGAUUGUUUUACUAGAAAC
Molecule: messenger RNA, 153 nt
Organism: Gilbertella persicaria
Lineage: Eukaryota; Fungi; Mucoromycota; Mucoromycetes; Mucorales; Choanephoraceae
Exons: 1
Biological process (GO): mitochondrial respiratory chain complex IV assembly
Cellular component (GO): mitochondrial intermembrane space
Source: RefSeq, a predicted model, not a curated record